Pyrus x bretschneideri (Chinese white pear) is the source of this 1165-nucleotide messenger RNA. RefSeq names its product copper-transporting ATPase PAA1, chloroplastic-like. Gene Ontology annotation, molecular function: metal ion binding. The coding region runs from base 228 to 917 and encodes 229 amino acids. NCBI's taxonomy places the organism in Eukaryota, Viridiplantae, Streptophyta, Magnoliopsida, Rosales, Rosaceae. The record is from RefSeq and is a predicted model, not a curated record. The transcript is spliced from 5 exons.
UCAUCUUUCACAUUUAAAACGCACAACCACCACCACCACAUUCGAUUCGAUUGUCAAAUUGUCAAUUUGUCACAGUGACAGUAUUGUCCUGUCGCUCCACUCUGAAUUUGCUGCAGCUGUUAUUAUUAAGCACGCACGCGCGACUUCAAAUCUUCUGCGAUUAUCUUCAUAUGAUAAGAUAGUAGAGCAGAAACUUGAAGCUUGAGGGGAGAGGCGGCGAUUUUCCAAUGGAGUCCACAUUGUCCGCAGCGACGCCGACAACGGCAGCUCUCCUCGCCGUCUCCAAAUCCCUCAACCGCCGACCGGAAAGGAGGACCUUUCUCAGUCAACGCCUCCCGAGUUGUCUUCUUGCUCGCAGGCACCUCACUUCGGUUCACACCAACUACUACGGCUUUCAGGCCCCUAAACAUGAUCCUUUCUCUUCCUCGUCUCUGAGGAGUCUCUGCGUCGUUCGCCCGCUCUUACGGCGCCGUUUAGAGUGCGUUGGUGGCGGCGCUGCUUCUUUUGCCUCUGGUGGUGGAAAUGGUGGCCUUGGUGGAGAGAGUGGCGGCAGCGGCGGUGACGGCGAGGGAGGUUCGGGCGGCGGCGAUGCCGAGUCCAAGGUUGCUGCUGCUGGAGGCGAUGAGGUUUCGGCGCUCUCCACUGAUGUCAUUGUUCUCGAUGUUGGAGGAAUGACAUGUGGAGGAUGUGCAGCCAGUGUGAAGCGAAUUCUAGAAAAUCAACCACAGGUAUCGUCUGCGACUGUAAAUCUCACAACAGAGACGGCAAUUGUGUGUCCUGUGUCCAAAGCGAAGGCUACACCAAACUGGCAAAAGCAGUUAGGAGAGACACUUGCAAACCAAUUGACCAGUUGCGGUUUCAAGUCUAACCUUCGUGUGGCAGGUCAGGGAGCUACGGAAGGAGAUAUAUCACCAUAGAAGUGCGAAAGAUUUCUUGUCAGGCUGAACCAUAAUAGUUUAUGAUGUAACAAAAGAGGAUUGAAAAUCAUUACUGAUUCACAACUACUUGCUUCCUUAGUCUCAACCAGCAGCUCAUUGUGAUGGAUAAGUUUGCGGAGCAUUUCUGUUAUGGAGCACUCAUUUGUUUUUGAGAUUUUAUAUAUGCUUUGAUGUAAGCAUUCUUCCAAACCAAGAAAUAAAUUACUCCCUAUUUGAUUGGCCUGGUA